This is a messenger RNA of Aureobasidium pullulans EXF-150, 1202 nucleotides long. RefSeq names its product APH-domain-containing protein. The record is from RefSeq and is a predicted model, not a curated record. Lineage: Eukaryota; Fungi; Ascomycota; Dothideomycetes; Dothideales; Saccotheciaceae. The transcript has 3 exons. The coding region runs from base 81 to 1202 and encodes 373 amino acids.
CAUCUACUACUGUCCUGUUCGCAUGAGCCUUGGACUGAGAGUGUCAAUUGUUCUUCUCACCUUAUCAAGUUUCGUUCAAUAUGGCAGGUCCGAUUCGGCAGCUCAUAGACAUCACGUCGCUCGAAAACUACUUGCACAAACAUGUACCGGAGAUCAAGACACCUCUUGACGUCAAACAGUUUGGUUAUGGCCAAUCAAAUCCCACCUAUCUCUUGACGUCCUCUGAUAAACAGCAAUAUGUGCUACGCAAAAAGCCCCCAGGAAAGCUGCUAUCCAAAACCGCUCACAAAGUCGAACGCGAAUACAGAAUCUUGCAUGCUCUUGAGACAACCGAUGUCCCAGUCCCAAAGACAUAUUGCUUGUGUGAGGACGAUACAGUCAUUGGUACGGCUUUUUACAUCAUGGAAUUUCUGGAUGGCAGGAUCAUUGAGGAUCCAUGUCUACCGGAUGUCAGCCCUGAGCACAGAAAGGAGAUGUGGCGGUCUGCAGUAACGACACUGGCAAAGUUUCAUCGUGUAGCUCCGGCUUCCGUGAAUCUCGCAUCCUAUGGAAAGGCAGAUGGUUUCUACGACCGUCAACUUGCGACAUUCAAUACCAUCCAGGACGCUCAGGCAAAGGCUGUCGACAUUGAGUCAAACGAGCCUGUGGGAAAGAUUCCUCAUUUCGAUGACAUGGUCGCCUUCUUCGGCAACAAAGCUACCCAGCCUCAGGAUCGCAGUACCUUUGUUCACGGCGACUACAAAAUCGAUAACGUGGUCUUCCACAAGACAGAGCCAAAGGUUAUAGGAAUAUUGGACUGGGAAAUGUCAACGAUAGGGCACCCCCUUUCCGACCUCAGUAACUUACUCACCCCCUUCACCACUGCAGACUCCCCUGUCGCUAGAUCGAUCGGACGAGGAAGUGAAACCUUCCUCCCCGGUAACACGCCAGGUCUCCCGACCAAGCAACAGUGCAUCGAGUGGUACCGGAAAGUGGCUGGAUGGGACCCGCGACCAGACAUGACCUGGGGCGAGGCGUUUGGAAUAUAUCGUGGCAGCAUAAUCAUGCAAGGGAUCGCGGCGAGAUAUGCUCUCAGACAGGCAAGCAGUGCUCGCGCGCAAGAAUACGCAGUACAGAUGCGGCCCUUUGCCACAGUCGGGUGGGAUCUUGUCCAACAAUGCCAGAAGGAACGAGCAAAACAGGGUAGCAAGGCCAAGCUGUAA